UAUGAUACUCAAUUCAAUCUCUUGCUCCGUGUUUGGUGAGUGGUUCCGAUCCGUGGCUAUGACAGAGUGAGCUCGCUGUGGUAGCAGCCUAGCAUCACUAUCAAAUGACAUUAGCUGUUCAACAGUCACGAACAAGUCAUCAUCUACGAGAAUAUUAAGAAUUCCAACUCCGAAUGGGGUGCCGGAAGCCCCAACUGCAGAUCAACAAUGUGCUAACUACACAGGGGUUUGGCUCAAUAUCCGCCGCCCCAAUCCGUCGAUUUAUCCCACCUUCUCGCAUGUACCCACAGAGGAUGGUACCGCAUGCACGACUUGAUGGCCCCCGCGAAUCUUUUUGUUGAGCAUGCCAAGCAACCUGGAAGCUUCUUUGCUGUUUCUCCAUUCUGUCAGCUAUCAUUGUGUUAGGCCAAAACACACAACAGCGGAAGGAAUAGACGCCACUCGAAAGGCUGAGCGAUUCGAGCGCGCAGACAAUUUCGUGGGAAAAUCAGUACCCGCCAGGCCUCUUGGCUCGAGGCACACAUCGAGCGCUAUACGUUAUCCGGCUAAAUAUGCAUCGCCAUUCCGCAUCCCCUGCUAUGCAGCUUACCGGGUGGUUGCGAGGAUCCUCACGACACGCGCGGUUUAUGAUCCUCUGAGCAAGCCCUUGCCUGAUACAUCGGCUUGUUCAUACCAAGAAUACGUUUCUAGUCUGUUACUACAGUUACCCCGGGUCUGAGGAAAGCUGUAGAUGGGCCAAGAAAGAGCUGCUUUGAUUGUGAGGCUGAAAUGCCAAUGCAUCUGUCACACCAUGGACGGGUCCAGAUUACACUGGCACGAUCCAGUAACCUUGGAACUGUGAUCCAUUCUCCUGGGAGGUCUAAGAAUAGGCUCAUACUAUGUGCAUCAACAAUCCGUCCCGGUUUCACGUUCAAUAUGUCACCGCAUUCGUUCGACACGCGUUACCGGCUCACCUAGCCGUCAAAACAAAGCGCUUGAGCGAGGUUGUGUUCGAUUCUUGCUCGAAUUUCCUUCUAGAAAGAUGGUCAAGUGGUCAUUUUGUAAGCUCAAAUCAGAGGCUAAUGGGUUUCCCAUGUAAAAAUAGCAACACUAGCGGAGAGAGGAGCUGAAAGACCUGCACAAUCUCACAUACCCGAAGGCAACUUGGAAGUAGCUUCAGGCACUAAGGAACCCGUGUAAUAUACCCC
Exserohilum turcica Et28A is the source of this 1187-nucleotide messenger RNA. RefSeq lists its product as uncharacterized. The record is from RefSeq and is a predicted model, not a curated record. The coding region runs from base 344 to 718 and encodes 124 amino acids. The transcript has a single exon. Lineage: Eukaryota; Fungi; Ascomycota; Dothideomycetes; Pleosporales; Pleosporaceae.